CAAAACUCCAAACGCGAAUAUUAUUCUCUAAGGCAUCCUUUAACCAGAUCUCUAGUAUAUUCAAUAGAAUAACCUUUAUAGAUCCUAUAUAAAAACAUAAUGAGUGCUAUCACAGACAUUGUCGACACAACUGGCGAAGACCAGAUGGCCUUCAGCGAUAUUGAAGAAUUGACUUCUCAUGGCAUCGGAAUGACUGAUAUUGUUCGUCUUAAACAAUCCGGAAUCUGUACUGUUCAGGGGGUCCAUAUGUCUACCAAGAGAUUCUUGCUAAAAAUUAAGGGAUUCAGUGAAGCAAAAGUAGAUAAACUCAAAGAAGCAGCUUCAAAGAUGUGUCCGGUGAAUUUCGCUACGGCAAUGGAAAUUAGCCAAAACCGUAAGCGAGUAUGGAGCAUUUCCACUGGCUCGGAAGCAUUGAACGGGAUUUUGGGAGGUGGAAUUCAAUCCAUGAGUAUUACAGAAGUGUUUGGCGAAUUCAGAUGUGGUAAAACGCAAAUGUCUCAUACUCUCUGCGUAGCCGCACAACUUCCUAGGGAUAUGGGCGGCGCAGAAGGGAAAGUAGCUUUUAUUGACACCGAGGGAACAUUCCGUCCUGAUCGUAUUAAAGCAAUCGCUGAACGCUAUGGUUUGGAUCCUGAUCAAACAAUGGAAAACAUCAUUGUUAGUCGCGCUUACAAUUCUGAACAGCAAAUGGACUAUAUCACAAAACUGGCAACUAUCUUCGCCGAAGAUGGUCAAUAUCGACUUCUCAUUGUUGAUUCUAUUAUGGCACUUUUCCGAGUAGAUUACUCUGGAAGAGGUGAACUGUCAGAGCGACAACAAAAACUCAAUAUCAUGUUGGCCCGGCUAAAUCACAUUUCGGAGGAAUUUAAUGUAGCCGUUUUUGUUACGAAUCAAGUGCAAGCAGAUCCUGGUGCUGCUCUCAUGUUCGCUUCCAACGAUCGCAAACCGGUCGGUGGCCAUGUCAUGGCACAUGCCAGCGCUACACGCUUACUUUUAAGAAAAGGACGGGGAGAAGAGCGUGUUGCAAAACUUAAUGAUUCCCCCGAUAUGCCUGAAGCUGAGUGUAGUUACAUUAUCACUCCCGGAGGAAUUGCAGACGUGUCUUAAUUUGGCAAAAUCCAAAUUUUUUAUCUACAAAAAAUAAAAAACACCUGGGAAGGAGAAAAAACAGGUUCAACUUUAAUAAUUAACGACGGUACCAGGUUCGUCAGCCUCUUUAAGCAAUCUAUAUGGCUCUCGAUCGAGAACAAUAUUAGCAGAAAUGCCCGGUGCAAAUCAUACUACAUUUCUUUGACAUUUAAAUUCAUCCUAGCUAUUCGCAGACUGCAUUACCGGAUUCGAGAUGAGAUGUGAUACCAUACAAUGAAUUUAAUUUAUCAAAAAAAAAAAGAAGCCAUCUUGGCCAAUUUAGCUCCAAGUUAUUUAUUCUGUUUGAAAUUCACGGCAACUCAUCGGCGUCACCAUCUAUUUUCUAUUUUAUCGCGAUUUUUUCUUACCUUUAUUUACGUUACUUUAUCUUUGUUUAACCAUAUGACUAUUGUGCGUUAUGUGGGACCAGGCCCGGUAAUGGAUUACUCUGGAACGAGAAUACAUCAGACAGACUAGUUACAGGAGCCCGAAGUGUUCGAUAACGUUCUUUGUUACCAAAUGUUAUGGAAAAUCCGUUGUUGUAUCUUUAAGAAAAGGCGUAUUAUGCACUGCGUAGCGUUACGAAAAUUUGCUGAUGAAGCAGUCCCCUAU
Schizosaccharomyces octosporus yFS286 is the source of this 1740-nucleotide messenger RNA. RefSeq names its product RecA family ATPase Dmc1. Gene Ontology annotation, cellular component: nucleus; condensed nuclear chromosome. The coding region runs from base 100 to 1107 and encodes 335 amino acids. Gene Ontology annotation, molecular function: single-stranded DNA binding; ATP hydrolysis activity; ATP-dependent DNA damage sensor activity. Gene Ontology annotation, biological process: chromosome organization involved in meiotic cell cycle; DNA recombinase assembly; reciprocal meiotic recombination. NCBI's taxonomy places the organism in Eukaryota, Fungi, Ascomycota, Schizosaccharomycetes, Schizosaccharomycetales, Schizosaccharomycetaceae. The record is from RefSeq and is a predicted model, not a curated record. The transcript has 2 exons.